Messenger RNA from Brenthis ino (lesser marbled fritillary), 1359 nucleotides. The record is from the annotation of a GenBank genome assembly. Lineage: Eukaryota; Metazoa; Arthropoda; Insecta; Lepidoptera; Nymphalidae.
AUGAUAAAGCCCCCACGCAAAAAGAAAUGCAUAUGCAAUAAAAUUGAACUAUUAAAACAGAUAACUGGCGAACCCAAACCUUUGGAAGUUACUGAAAUAAACAAAAUUCGCCUAAAUCUAUUCACUGAAAGAAAUUCAGAUGGCACUUGCAAUUUAGUACUCAAAGGCAAAGACAUUUACGACAGAUACCAAAAACGUAUAGCUGACAAAGAUGUUAGAGCAAUCUGUUUGUAUAUAAAAGAGAAUCCGAAAAGAAUUACUAAAUUAGACUUAAGUUACAACGAUCUGACUGAUUCAGGAUUCUUUAAGCUACUUAAAAAGAUACUUAUUAAAGGACGAUCGAGUGUAAUCAAUUUAAAUAUAAUGAAUAACAACUUAACUAACACAACAGUUGAAAAUUUGGCAAAAUACGCCAAAUUCAUCAAAUUAAAGUAUCUUAGAAUUAAUGGAAACGAUUUUAGUGAAGAUAAUGGUGGUUUUAUGGCAAAAUUUCUCAUAGAUAAUGAAAGCGUACAAUUUUUAGAUAUAGGAGAGACUGGUCAAACUUUAACCAGCGUGGCAAAAAUUGUAGCAGUUUUAGGAGAUAAUUUAGAUGGAAAUAGUACUUUAAAGGUGUUAGAUUUCAGCCGAAUUAUACCACUAUUUAAUAGAUAUUCAUAUGAAACUAAAUGGCUUGCCUAUCACAUCGAGAAUUUGCUAACAAAAAAUAAAACAAUCGUAGAGAUACAUUUACAAAAGAAUGAGUUUAUAGGACAUGAUAUGGAGUUUAUAGUACGAGGUCUAAAAUGCAAUGACACAUUACUAUAUUUAGAUUUAGGCUAUAACAAAAUUGGAGAUUAUGGCGCUGAAUUAAUCAGUAAAUAUUUAAAAGAAAAACCUGAACUUAUUUUGAUAAACUUAGCUGGUAAUAGCAUCGGUGAUACUGGAGCAAGAGCUUUAAGCUUCGGGUUGCCGUAUUCGAAAAUUCGCGCGCUGGAUAUUUCUAAUAACAAAAUAACAGAUGAUGGUAUCUUAGACAUAUUGAAUACGUUAAAAAAGUUUUAUUAUUUGCGUUUUUUGAACAUUUGGGGGAAUAAAAUUGGGCAUGACAGUUGUGUGGUGAUUCAAAGAAUGCUAAUCAGUGGAGCUUUGUUCCAACAUACUAUUGACGUGAAAGUGUAUGAAGUGGAUGAAGUUUUGCACGCUGCCUAUUAUCCAAAUCCCGCAGAUAGAAAUAAGCAUUUGUAUUAUAAUGAAAUGGACUUUGGUUACGCGCAGCCAAUUUACCAUAUCAAAAGAAAUGUGUUGCCAGAAAAGAGAAAUGUCAAAGUUGACUGCAAACAGCGGCACAAGCUCGAUAAAACGGAUAAAUGCAGAUUU